GUCGUUCGAUGUCGCUCGUCGUUUCUCGUGUGGUGAACGACACGUUGAAAGUAGGUUGUGACGUUUGUAAUACGAAGUUAUAAAUACAGGCAAGAUUGCGCGCUGUUUGGUGAUAUUCCGCAGCGUUCCUUUGUAUUACGAAUCGAUGUGCGUCUGUGAUUAAUUGCGUUUCGUGGUGAUUGCCUGUGUGUUGAUGAGUCAGGGAGAUAACAUCCUGAUUACUCUCAUGGCGAUAGUGUGGUCGAAUUUAAAUACUAACAUAUUGUGAAAUUUUAAUUAAAAUGGCAAGCGAAGCCCAACGAUUAAUCGGAAUAUCCCUAACAAAAAUAGCCCAAUCUCGAUCUCAUCGUGGUGGUGCUAGUUUGCAUAAAAAUUUGCUUGUCGCGACUGUUUUACAAAAAGCGAGGUAUAUAUUUAUGGAAGAGGCCUACAACAUAGUAAUUUAUCAAAAUUCUAAAUCAAUCAGGGGAGUCGCCCUGGUGCCCGAGAAAGAUCAAGGUAAUGAAGAACUUCAAGCCAAGAAAAAGGAAGAUUGUGUUUCCGCGUCUUGUGUUAAAUGUGCACAGAAUCAACAACAUUCUGAAACCUAUGAAUCCAUCGAUUUAGUUAAUUGUUCGAAUGCUCUCCCAACUAGCACAUCAGCCCAAUCCUUAAAGAGGCGUCGGGGUGAGAGAGAGACAGAAGAAGCCACCCAGAGAAGUUCAUCAAAAAAAAGAAAACAUAAGGUUGAAACUCGCGCAAGCAAAAACGAUGGUAUAAAUAGUGCCCCUGAGGUCAGUGAAAAUGUCCAGCAAAAGACAAGUUCAGCAAAUAUUGAAGCAAUGGAAAUUGAUCGUAUUACAUCACUUGUUUCAAUCUUCAGCUUCAGUAUGGGUGCUGAUGGUAAAUGUAAUAAGAUAAAUCUGCCAACACCUCCAUCAGAUUUGUGUUCUGCUCAAGCAAAAGAUUCUUCAGACACAUUGCAGCAGAGGUCAUUUCUUACAAUGACUGUAUAGUUUGUAAUGUAGUGUAGAGCAAAGAUCAAGAUGUCCAUUUCAAAAGUGCAUUGCUAUUGUAUCAUGUGUAUAAAAAAAGGUGAAUUUUGGUUAAGUCAGAGUGAUUUAUAAUGAAAGAUUUUAAAUAUCAACCUUAAAUUGAAUUAAAUUUAUAAUUACGGCAUGUCUGAGUGUUGUAACAUUUUCAGUACCUCGCCAUUUGUUUAAUAGGAAAAUUCUCAAUUUACUCAUUCAACUUUUUUAACAUUAGACUAAUUUGUUUCCCUUUUUUUGUAACUGCUCCUUCAGUUUUAAAAAGUUUAGUCCAAUUUGCUUUUUAUUUUAUCGAGAUUGUUUAAAAAAAUGUUCAAAUGUAUGUUCAGAGAAACCUUAAAAUGACAAAUAUGAGACUUGGUAGCUUACCUAUCAAAAUCCUUAAAAUGACUAACAAAAAAUUUAUAUAAAAAUCAUAUUUUAACAUUAUAAAUCUUAUCUUUAUAGUAACUUCCUUUAUUUUUAAAAUUUGUAUUAAUUUUUAAUAACUAUAAUGCAGCAGCAUAUACGAAAAUUAGAAAUUUUUAUGUUACAGAAGUUCAAAUUAUAUUUCACAACUUCUGGUUGCAUCAAAUUGUACAUACAAAUCUUGUCACAAAGUACCACUGCCUCUCUUGUAUUUGACUUUGCAUAAUUGAGUGUUUUUAAAAAAUACUGUAAUAUAAUUUCAUUAAAUAUAUUUUUAUAAGCUAUUUGUACUGGUUUACAAUCAAUAAUUUAGGACUUAAUGCGAAUUUUGUUAAUUUAUGUUACAUUUCCAGAAAACAAUAAAAAACAU
Molecule: messenger RNA, 1806 nt
Organism: Cylas formicarius (sweet potato weevil)
Lineage: Eukaryota; Metazoa; Arthropoda; Insecta; Coleoptera; Brentidae
Exons: 1
Coding region: 282-995 (237 amino acids)
Source: RefSeq, a predicted model, not a curated record